GUUUGUUCUAGCAUCCAUUCACCGCUGAGCAUCUUAUAAAGCUUAACAACGAGAAGAUGAAGUUCCUUGCCCUACUAGUAUACAUCGAGGUUGUGUGUGGCCUGGUAUUUGCCAAAGAAACUGACACUGAGGAACGGAAGCUCGUCUCGUACGAAACAAAGAUCUUCCACAAAGUCCCUGAGAAGACGAUUCUAGAGGAAAAAAUCGAUGAAUUGAAAAAAGAUAUCGUCCCAAUCAAAAAGACGCUCGAAAAGGAGGAAGAUGAGAAGACGUCCAUCCCCCAAUAUGAGUUUGGGUACGGUGUGAAGGAUCCACUAACGGGUGACCACAAGGACCAGUGGGAAAAGCGCCAUGGAGAUCACGUGAAAGGAUCUUACAGGUUUGACGAAUCCGAUGGAACGCAGCGUGUCGUGGAGUACGAGGCGGAUGGAAAGCGAGGAUUCGAGGCGACGGUGAAAAACGUUGAGAAAAAGGAUAUAGAAGAGGGCGUAGGUGAGAAGAAAGAAGGUAAAGUGGCACACAGCUACAGCUACCUUAAGAAAAUUGGCCACUAG
Messenger RNA from Anopheles nili, 554 nucleotides. RefSeq names its product larval cuticle protein A1A-like. The record is from RefSeq and is a predicted model, not a curated record. Lineage: Eukaryota; Metazoa; Arthropoda; Insecta; Diptera; Culicidae. The coding region runs from base 57 to 554 and encodes 165 amino acids. Gene Ontology annotation, cellular component: extracellular matrix. The transcript is spliced from 2 exons.